AUGACAACCCCGAUUUCAUCGAUAAAACCACGAGUCACCGAUGCCGGCCGCCGUUUGCAAGACUGGACCAACAAAAACGUCUUCAUCGGCUCGUUCGAAGAGACCGAGCUCGCAUCCUAUCAGAAUCCCAGCCGAAAGCCUUCGCUGACUCCGGUCGGCUCCGAAAAUGAGGCGUCGGAGACGCCGCCGGCGGCGGAUCCGCAUUGUCCGGAUGGGAAGAAAAUCACCGCGCUCCAGGCCGCGUGGAAUAUCACAAAUGCCAUUCAGGGAAUGUUCAUCGUCGGUCUACCGUACGCGGUCAAGGUAAGGGGCCAAGAACAGGGUUUUGGAGAGUUUAUUUUUUGAAUUUGUAAUUUCCCGCUAAAAUUGGCAUUGUGUUUUAAGGAAGGGGAAGUCGUCGUUUUUGGGUUCUUUGCAUCUAGAAUGGGUGACUACAUGUGGCUGGCCGUAUUUUACAACAUAGCAGUCAUAAAUUUGAUAAAACAAUUCAAAUUUCCCGCAAAAAUUGGCAUUGUGUUUUAAGGAAGGAAAGUGGUCGUUUUGGGUUCUUCGCGUCUAAAACGGAGGACUACAUGUGGUCGAUCGUAUUUUACAACAUAGCAGCCAUAAAUUUUGUAAGAAAUUUAAAUUUCCCGCCAAAAUUGGCGUUCUGUUCUAACCAAAGUAAAAGCUUUAAUUUUGUCUUUAUAAGCUCUCGAAGGCUUUACAAAAAGGGAAAAUGUAGAUAGAACGUAUUUUACCACUUGAAGAACCCUAAAAACUUUCUAAAAUUCAAAUUUCCCGCCGAAAUUGGAAUUUUCCAAAAUUCUCUAAACCAUCAAAAUUUCAGAUUGGAGGCUGGUGGACUGUCCUAGCACUUGUUGGCGCUGCCUACGUUUGCUAUCGAACUGGGAUAUCACUAAUCGAAUGUCUAUACGAUGAUAAUGGCAAGAAAAUCCGGCAUAGCUACCGAGAAGUGGCCGAAGCAGCGUGGCCUGGCUUUGGGAAGCUGGUUCUAGCCGCUCAAUUAACUGAAUUACUGUCUACUUGCAUUAUUUACCUGGUCUUGGCCGGCGAUCUGCUACAAGGAUGCGUGCCAGCGAUCGAUAAACCUGCGUGGAUGAUGCUGGUGGCCAGUAUUCUACUGGGAACAGCGCUGGUCGAUGAUAUGAGAUUGGUAAGCAAUUUUAGAAACCUUGAAAUGACACAUCUAUCAAAAAAAACCGCACCACUCAUUUUAUGUGCUCAGCAGAUGCAACCGCCGAGCAAUCCAAAAUUUCUCUUUAUCAGCCACUGAGAAUUCAGAGCCGAAACAUGAGCUAACCUCAAACUUGGGUUAAUAAACCGAAGAAGUUUCCCUUCGUUAUAGCCUUCCCUAUUUUCCUCCCUUCUUUUCAAAUGGGGAACAACGCUUUUCGGGAGGCAAUCGGCUUCUCUAGCGCUCCCUGUUUUUUCACACUGAGAACGCAGUCCCUCGCUGCGCCCUCUCUUUCUUCAACCCUCCUACCGAAUGCGAUAUCUCGUCGCUGGGCUAGAACUAGAGUUAUUACAACACUUCUGUUGAAAGUAAUCAACGUAACCCAUACUAAGCGAAGGAGUUGGUAUCCUACUUGUUCUCGCCAAGCGUUCCAAAAUUUCUCUUUAUCAGCCACUGAGAAUUCAGAGCCGAAACAUGAGCUAACCUCAAACUUGGGUUAAUAAACCGAAGACGCUUCCCUUCGCUCGUGAUCUCCUUAUUUCAAUCGCCGCUUUUCAAAUGAGGAAUUUCGCUUUUCGGGAGGCAAUCGGCUUCUCUGUCAUCGUUUUUUUCGCGGUUAGUGAGAAGUCUCUUCAACGCGUGCUUUUUCUCCGACUCUCUGGCUAAUGUACGUUCUCUCCCGUAGGAGCUGCUAGAAGCCGUACAAAGAGAAACAAAAACAGUAAGGGGUGGAAAACGAUGAAGAUCAUUUUAAAAUUACUAUAUUUCAAGUUUCGUAUGUGCCCGGCAGAUGUAAUCGCCAAGCGUUCCAAAAUUUCUCUUUGUCAGCCACUGAGAUAUCAGAGCCGAAACAUGAGCUAACCUCAAACUUGGGUUAAUAAACCGAAGAGAUUUCCCUGCGUUAUAUCCUUCCCUAUCUCCCUCGUAUCUUUUCAAACGGGGAACAACGCUUUUGGGGAGGCAAUUGGCUUCUCUAGCGCUCUCUGCUUUUUCGCGGAGAAUCUUUUCCGCGUGCGCUUUUUCUUCAAGUCUCUCGCUAACGUGCACUGUCUCAGGCUGCAAGAAGCGCUACCCAGAGAACUGAAAACAUCGAGGGGUGAAGAACAGUGCAAAGAUCCGCAAAACAACCGUUCUUGUGUAAUAUGUGCCCAACAGAUGUGAACGCUGGGUGUUCCAUAAUUUCUCUUUAUCAGCUUCUGAGACGCCCUUUGUGACGAACAGCAAAUGUACGAAGGGGGUUUACGUGCUGCCGACACAGAUUAUAGCAAAAUUACCUUAUUUCCAGUUUCGUAUGUGCUCAGCAGAUGUAAUCGCCAAGCGUUCCAAAAUUUCUCUUUAUCAGCCACUGAGAAUUCAGAGCCGAAACAUGAGCUAACCUCAAACUUGGGUUAAUAAACCGAAGAAGUUUUCCUUCGUUCAGACCCUCCUUAUUCCCGUAUUUUCUUUUCGAAUGGGGAACCUCGUUUUUUCGGAGGCAAUUGGCUUCUCUAGCGUCAUCCGUUUCCCUUCAUGCAACGGGAGAAGCCUCUUCAACGCGUUCUUUCUCUAAGACCCUCCAAAACAAAGCGCUGUCUCACUUGCCCGUAACACAUGUACUUUAGAAAACAGUGAACGUUAAAGCCGGUAUACAGAAUCCUUUUCACCAGACACGGUCAAAAUAAUCCGAAAAAAACAUAAAAAGUUUUGAUGAAAUAUGAACAGGAUUGAGAAACUGAUAAGUAAGCGUAUUAACUCCAGUAAAACAGAUUCCCCAAAUCAAUAGGCAUGCCGUGAGUUUAUAAAAGAGCCGAACAAGUCAUGGAGGAUGAUUUUUUCCGGUUCAUUACACAAGUUUGAGGUUAGCUCAUGUUUUGGCCCUGAAUUCUCAGUGGCUGAUAAGGAGAAAUUUUGGAACGUUCAGCCGCUAUAACUGCCGAGCACAUACGAAACUUGAAUCAAGAUUAUUUUGCGGUGACCUGCAUCGUUUCCCCCUUUUCUCGGUCAGACUGCUUCUAUUAGCAGUCCCUAAGUGAGAGAGUGUACGUUAGCGAGAGAGUCGAAGAAAAAGCGCGCGUGGAAAAGACUUUCAAGUCUCCAAGAAAAAGCAGAGAGCGCUAGAGAAGCCAAUUGCCUCCAGAAAAGCGUUAUUCCCCAUUCGAAAAGAAAAUAUGGGAAUAAGGAGGGUCUGAACGAAGGAAAACUUCUUCGGUUUAUUAACCCAAGUUUGAGGUUAGCUCAUGUUUCGGCUCUGAAUUCUCAGUGGCUGAUAAAGAGAAAUUUUGGAACGCUUGGCGAUUACAUCUGCCGGGCACAUAAAAACAAAUUUAAAAAACAGUGCACUUUCAGUGUAAAAUACGGUGCGCCGAAGCGUCAUUUUUUAUGUCAUCAACAUUAUAUAUAUUUCCUAGCUCGACCCAAAAAUUUUCAGGUCAGUCAAAUCUCAUUUUACAAUGCAGUUUCGCAUCUCAUCAUCAACGCAAUUAUGGUUUUAUAUUGCUUCUCGCAAAUUAGCGAUUGGAGUUUGGGAUCAGUCGCAUUCCUCCCCAGCCUGCGGCUAUUACCGACAAUUAUCGGCGUGGUUGUAUUUGGAUACACCUCUCACAUCUUCUUGCCUUCUCUGGAGGCCUCAAUGGAGGUAAAAUUUUUCGGUUUUUAUCAAUUUUCCGACAAAUCCACGAAAAAAUUGUUCGUAUUUUAGGACCCAAAAGAGUUCAAGACAAUGCUUAGCCAAUCCCACAUUGCUGCAGCCGCUUUCAAGGCCAUUUUUGGCCUUAUUGGAUACCUGACAUUUGCCCAUUUUACUGAGAGAGAGAUCUCGAAUUCUCUGCCAAAUCAAUUGUUUAAAAUUAUUGUGAACAUGGUGCUAGUAGUGAAGGCUCUACUCUCAUAUCCCUUGCCAUUCUACGCCAUCGUGCAGCUGAUGGGCGACAAUUUUUUCCGAGGUGUUCAAGUCACCUUAUUUUCCAGGUAAAAUACGUGAUUUUGCGUUUUUCUCUUAGAAAGAAGACAAAAAAGCCAUACAAUCUAACAAAGUGAUGUUUCAUCUACAGUUUUAUAUCAAUAUCGUCCAAAAAAUCGGUCAACAUGACGUAUUUUCUCGAAUUUUUCUAAAAGUCCCAGAUUUUCGGAUAAAUUGCAAAAAGCCGUUAUAAAGUACUGUAUCUGUAUUCCAACGAUUCGGAAUUGACUUAGAACUGAAUAGCAGAUCAUAUUCUUCCUAUUCAUUUCUUUUCUGAUAAUAACUUCCGUCAUUAAAACAGAUUUUUUUGACUUUUUCCAAAAACACCAAAAUGUUUGGGUACGAUCGGAAAAACCACUCAAAAAUUACAGUAACCCAUUAUUUAAAUUUUCGAAUCCUCUCUAGUAUUGAAUUACAAGGCAUUAUCUAUCAAUUACACACCAAAUUUCCCUCUAAAAUUAUCAUUUUCAGCUGCUACGGGACGGACAAAAAUCUGCGCGAAUGGGCCGUGGGCCUUCGAAUUUUCCUCGUUCUUUUCACUCUGAUCAUGGCUCUCAGUGUUCCCUAUCUAAUCGAGGUUAUGGGCUUGGUGGGUAACAUCACUGGGACCAUGCUCUCACUGAUUUGGCCAGCCGUUUUUCACUUGAAACUCAAGGGGCACAAAUUAACGCCCGAAGAGAUCAAAUUCAACCAAACGGUCAUUGUUGGUGGGGUUUUUGUCUGCGUUAUUGGGGUUUAUUACUCGGCAAUCGAGUUGGUGAAUGCUAUUAGAUAUGAUUCGAGCUAG
This is a messenger RNA of Bursaphelenchus xylophilus (pine wood nematode), 4902 nucleotides long. Lineage: Eukaryota; Metazoa; Nematoda; Chromadorea; Rhabditida; Aphelenchoididae. The record is from the annotation of a GenBank genome assembly.